UUAGCAUGCACUGCAAAUAGAGUGGUUAUCAUAGAAGAAAAAACUCAACAGCCAUUAUGUACUGUGGCGGUGGGGAGACAUGUUUGGGUAGCAGAUCAGAAAGGCGACAGGAUUGGCAGCUGCUCUUGCUGGGCCGUCUUCAACAAAAUUACAGUUGUGCAAUCAGAGGAUGUGCGAACUAGCUCAUGCCCUCCUUUCAGGGAAAAUAUUUGUGCGACCACAAAUCCUAUGAGAAGUGAUCCUCUUAGCUAUAUAUGGCCAAUGCUUCUAGCAAAGUUGUCGAUUUCAAAGAUCUGCAACAACUUUCAGAAAGUUCUUUUGUGAACAAGAUAGAUUGAAUUACAGUAAGAUCAUAUCAGACAGGUUUGUAUUUGUGCGUAUAAAUCUGUAGGUAAGCGGCACAGCCACUUGCCUUGAAGGGAUUAGCGUAACUGGGGCAGUCGACUCCAAAAAGAGUUUGUGUUACAAAGCCCAUGGUCGCUGUCACAACCCAGUGCAGUACCUUAUUGGACUGUAAAACUGUCUUGAAACAUGCUCUGUGAACCCCAAGAGUGAGAGGCAAGGAAGGAGCUAUGGCCUCUUGGGGCAGUGGUCCCGUGGAAAAAUGACCUCUCACGCCGGAAAAAAGAAAAAAGAAUGAUGUAGCAAAGUUUUCUAAUCCUGUGCUGGGCACUGAACUGAAACAUUACACUCGAGGACAAAAACACGGCUGCAAGGGGAACUUGCUGGCUAAGGCAGCUUAUAAUAUAAUAGUACCACCCAUAUGCAGUUAGACAUAAUUGGCAAACCCAUGACUCAAGACUCAAAUUGGCAGAUGACCAGGUCACCAGGUCAGCGAGCUGAAUGUAAAUCAGUGCAGUUGAAUCGGGCAAGUCAGGUAGGGGUGAGUUGGGCCGAGUCAAGGGCAAGUCGGGCCGUGUCGAGCUGAGUCAAGGGUGAGUCAGGGGUGAGUCAACCUGGGUUUUUUAGUGAUCUGGGCUGACUCUGGUUAUUCUCAAGUCAACCCGGUGAAUUUGCCAACUAUACAGCUAGAUAGAUUUAUGUAUAAUCAAUUGAUGUACAAGGCUGCAGCUAGAUUCAUGUCUAAUCAAUUGAUGAACAAGGCUGCCUGCGUGACAUGAGAAAGCAUUCAGAAAGAUGCAUGUCAUGAGUUAUCAUCUUUGUUUUUUCCCUCUUGGCAAGGAAGGAGGAAGGUGCCUACCUUUUGAGUGUGCAGUAGGCUUUCCGGCCUAUGAAUCGAAUAUUACUAGUCCCUGUUUUUUGGCCGUGGCUUCCCGUAAAACCGUAGAUGGUCCUCCUUCCUUGCCCACCCAAAGAGUCUCCCCAUCGCCUUCACAAUGAUACUUGUUUAACCUUUCUUAGACAUGUCCAAGCAGGCUACUUUUAAUCCUCAAUUCUUCACUUUAGGUUCAGGGGAAUGUGGUACUCGAGGAUGAAGGCCAAGGACUAUGAGUCCCCACUUCGAAUGGGCAAAGUUGCAGGUGCAGGCGGCCUCCAGUCACCAAACAGAGGACAGGUGCACAUGUUUCUAGCAAACUAAAACAUAAAACGACUUUAAGGGUCGUUUGGCUGGCGGCAGGAAAAAAUUUUGAGUUUCUUAUGAUUAUGUCCUAAGUAUUUGAGCAGAUUCAUGAAGCAUUAGUUCUAAUGUGUUUUAUGAAUCUGCCUCAAUUUUUUUUUGCAUAUUCAUGAGACGCUUAAAUAGUGUGGCUACUGUCAAAUGAUCUGCGGGUCCUUUGGCAACAAAAACAGUAUAAUAAUGUUUUAUAAAUAUGUUUAUAAGAUUAGAGUAAAUUUAUGAAACAAUGUGUUCUAGUAUUUCAUAAAUCUACUUUAAUCUUGGAGAUAGAUUCAUGAAACACUAUGUUAGUAUUCUUGGUGCCGUGCGCCCCUUAAAUUUUGCAAACAUGCAGCCAUCACCAUAAGGCAGAAGCUGGAGAGUCGGGAAGACCGACCUCCAAACUUUUAACAACGAAAGAGGCCGUGAUAAUCUACAAUAAGUGCCAGGAUGGUUUUCCUAAUGGUCGCUUACCUGUCUAAAUGAAGUUAAAUUAAAAGAAUUUUGAUUCCACUUCGUUUUGAAGAAUAAAUUCUGUUCACCUUUACCUCGUGUAUCUUGUUAAACAUGUUCCAUUCCACUACUGCUAUGUUGACCAGAAAGAAAAAAAAAAAAUUGCGCCAAGAAGCGAAUGACUACAAAUUAAACCACUUGUAAAACUGGCCAGAAAACUGUGGAUGCACGUUGCUUUUUAAAUUUUAACAGGCUGGCCGGAAAGUUUCUUUUUCCAUAAAGUGAUUGUGCUGGAUGCUGGCUUUUAUAGUUGGGCUCAUUUCUUCUCCCUUUCCAAGAUGCUUAACAUAUUGAUUAACACACAUUAAACAAAUGAAAGAGGAGGUUAUGUGUCAGAAAGGCAUUCACCGACGUUGCUAAGCAUAUAAAUUAACAGACACCAAGCAAAUGAAAGAAGAUGUCAUGCAUGUAUUAGAAAGGCAUCCACCGCCUUCCGCUCAACUGCUUUGAAUCCUUACCUUUAUUCCUCAAUCUGGAAUCAGGUGCACCACAAACAUCUAUAAAUUAUGUUUCCACCCUUCUUCGAAUCCCAUCUCAGUUUUUAUCACCUUAACAAUCAACUACAGGACGCCUUUCCUUUUCAUCUCAAGUCAGAAAUGGCAAGACUCUCUUUCUUUUCUCAUUUUAGGAGCAUGAAGCCCUUCUCCAGGAAGUCUUCCAGGCAAAAUGGCACGAUUUCUGGUGCCACUAAGCUGUUUCAAUCUAACAAUGAGGAAAUGAGGCGAGUCUUCGCAAAAUUUGAUGCCAACAAAGAUGGGAAACUAUCUGCAGAGGAGCUUGGGCGUGUGCUCAAAGCUCUUGGGAGGGACAACUCACAGGCAGAGGUGAUGAGCAUGAUGAGGGUUGCAGACACAGAUAAUGAUGGGUUCAUUGAUUUCAAUGAAUUCAUGGCGGUGGUUGGGAAGGGGGGUGGGGUGAAGGAGAGUGAUAUGCAGAGUGCAUUCCAUGUGUUUGAUGUGGAUGGGGAUGGGAAGAUCAGUGGGGAGGAGGUGUUCCAGGUUCUGAAGAGGCUUGGGGAGAGAUGCAGCUUGGAGGAAUGUAAGAGGAUGGUGAAGGGUGUUGACAAAGAUGGGGAUGGCAAGGUUGAUAUUCAAGAAUUCAUGGUGAUGAUGACCAAGAACAUGGAGAUGGUUCACUAGAUGCAUGAUGCAUGUAUGUCAUGCAUAGUAUACGCACAGAUAAACUCGAUGAACUUGUACUGAUGUCAAGUCCAUUACGUGAUCUUAUAGGAAUUAUAAUUAUCUUUCAUCUUCAAUGGAACUCUGGCUUCAAAUUUGUACUUUACGGAUAUGGCCAACGUGAAAAAGAAUGCAUAAUCGGUUGUAUUUUCUUUUAUAUUAAUCCAAUUGAGAACGAGUACUGUUGACAGAAGGAAGCCAAAAA
Molecule: messenger RNA, 3454 nt
Organism: Nymphaea colorata (pocket water lily)
Lineage: Eukaryota; Viridiplantae; Streptophyta; Magnoliopsida; Nymphaeales; Nymphaeaceae
Product: probable calcium-binding protein CML18
Exons: 2
Coding region: 2578-3210 (210 amino acids)
Molecular function (GO): calcium ion binding
Source: RefSeq, a predicted model, not a curated record